Psylliodes chrysocephalus is the source of this 877-nucleotide messenger RNA. The record is from the annotation of a GenBank genome assembly. NCBI's taxonomy places the organism in Eukaryota, Metazoa, Arthropoda, Insecta, Coleoptera, Chrysomelidae.
GUUCAAAAUUUAACGUAAUAGUGUUGUGUCCAAAAAUCUUGUAGUUUGUAGUUAUUAUGAGUAGAUUUAGAUAAUUAUCGUGUGUUUUUUUUCGUAUAUGCUACCGUUGGGGUAAUUGUCAGCUUCAAUGGCGUUCACUAUAGUGCUCUUAGCUCUUUCUUCUCUUGGAAUACUUACCACUCUUCUCUUAUUUUAUGGAUUGUACAGGGAUUCAAAAUACAUGUUGAUACCAUGGAUAUGUAAUAUAAUUGUUUUCAUAAUGGCGGAUUUUACAUACGUAAUCUACAGUUUAAUAGUCCAUGCUAUACAAUGGAAUCCACCAGCGGCAAUUAUAAUUACAUUAGAUUUCUUCCUUAACUCAUUACAUAUAUAUAGUCUUCUUUGUGUGACAUCUCAAUACCAAGAAUUAAAGGCAGGCCGAGGUAGAGCCUUGGAUGACCAAUUGUACAGGGUACCCAAUGUGCAUUAUAGUUCACAGCCAACCGCAACAAGUUAUUUAAGUUCAAGAAAGCAAGUGACGUAUUAUGAAACCAAACCUACGCCUACACAAAGUCCAACAGGGGCAGGACAUUCUCCCUCAAUGAUACCGGACAUUCUAUCACCGAAUAUAAACAGUGCCAGGCGGGGUUCCAGAAAAUCAGUCAAAUUUCCUGAUAGCAAUCUUACCCAACACAAUGGCUCUCAGUUGUUGGACCCCUGGUCCGUAGAAAUACGAUCACCAAUGAUGGUACCAAAAGGAACGGACAAAUCGCCUUUACUUGAUCCUAUCGUACCACCAGUGACGCAGCCGAGCCUCUAGUAUCCACUAAAAGUUUCAUAGAAGGAAGUUUUUAUCUAAUACUAAAAUUGGAAGAUAAUUUAUUUAAAUAAAUGUUUC